Molecule: messenger RNA, 841 nt
Organism: Coniophora puteana RWD-64-598 SS2
Lineage: Eukaryota; Fungi; Basidiomycota; Agaricomycetes; Boletales; Coniophoraceae
Product: vacuolar ATP synthase 16 kDa proteolipid subunit
Exons: 8
Coding region: 138-623 (161 amino acids)
Biological process (GO): proton transmembrane transport
Cellular component (GO): proton-transporting V-type ATPase, V0 domain
Molecular function (GO): proton-transporting ATPase activity, rotational mechanism
Source: RefSeq, a predicted model, not a curated record
GCAGUGUUCGCUCGUUUGCUCGACCUCCACCCCAUCCACCGUUUUCGUACCCAAGGCAAGCUUCUCUUCCGACAAGCUCGUCCCUCUCUGUACUUUUCUCCCUACUCGAAGACCCGACAGAACUACGCAAUACCAUCAUGUCUGACCUUUGCCCCGUCUACGCGCCCUUCUUUGGUGCUAUGGGCUGCACUGCUGCCAUCGUCUUCACCAGCAUUGGAGCCAGUUAUGGUACCGCCAAGUCCGGCGUCGGCAUCUCCGCCAUGUCCGUCCUCCGCCCCGACCUGAUGAUGAAGUGUGUCGUCCCCGUUAUCAUGGCUGGUAUCAUUGCCAUCUACGGUCUCGUCGUCUCUGUCCUCAUUUCGAGCAACCUCGGUGGCCAAGUGUCGCUUGCGGCCAGCUUCAUUGAUCUCGGCGCUGGUCUUUCGGUCGGUCUCGCUGGUCUCGCUGCUGGUUUCGCCAUUGGUAUCGUCGGUGAUGCUGGUGUCCGUGGUACCGCUCAGCAGCCCAGGUUGUACGUCGGCAUGAUUCUUAUCCUUAUUUUCGCGGAAGUGCUGGGUCUGUACGGUCUCAUCGUUGCUCUGAUUAUGCACACCCGCGCUGGUGACAUCGCUCCAUGCGUAUAAGCGGAGCCCAUGGUCGUAGGUACGAGACCUUCGCAACACGAUCGACUACCUUGGAGGAGCAGUUGGCACGCUUUGCCAGGGUUGGCGCGGAGCGAACGUGGCUGGGUACAAUAUGCUGUUCGGCUCUGCGCGGGCGUCUAUUCCGUAAAGUGCCAUAUCGCGAGUCAUUAAUGAUACGACGUUUUCCUGUUUACCAUCUUUUAUCUGCUUCGUUUGAG